AUGUUCGACUACGUCCCCUUCCCGAUGUUUGACAUCGUCAAAAUCCAUCUGAUCAUCAACUCCGUGCUCGCAUUCCUUACUGUCUCUGUGGUGGCCCUGCGUCUUGUAUCCCGUCUCACAUCUGGCUCCAAGCUCUGGUGGGAUGACUACCUGAUUCUGUUUGCUCUGCCGCAAGGCCUUGGGAUGCUCAUCAUCCAGGGGUUGUGGGCGCCAAUGGGUAUCGGCUACAAUGUGACCGAGACACUCCCUAACCUCGAAACUAUUUUGAAGAUGCUCGUGGCCUAUGAGCUCAUCUACGCGACCUCGAUCAGCACCAUCAAAGUUAGCGUCAUGCUUUUCUAUCUCCGCGUGUUCGUCAACCCAAGCCUGCGCAAGGCCACCAAGGCCGCACUCAUCUUUGUCGGCCUUUGGAGCAUCGGCAACAUCCUCCAGGUCUUCUUGAUCUGCCGGCCCUUUGUCAAGACGUACAGCCUGACGGCCGAAGGCGUGUGCGGCAACCAGGUCGCCUCCUUCAUUGCCAUCGGCGCCUUCAACAUCAUCAGCGACGUGAUGAUCCUGACGCUUCCAUUGCCAAGCGUCUGGCAGCUGAAGAUGUCCACCGCCCGCAAGCUUGGUCUCAGCUGUGUGUUCCUGAUCGGUCUAGUUGUCAGCGUCAUCGGCAUUAUCCGCAUUGUCACGCUCACCCAGCUCGACCUCACCAACCUUACCGGAACCAUGAUCUGGGCCGACUUCUGGUCCGCCACCGAGCCCAACCUGGCCAUUCUGUGCGUCAGCCUGCCCAUGUUGGGCUCGCUGUGGAAGCGCUUCAGGGCGAAUCGAGGGGCGAGCGAGUCCAAAAACUCGGGGUAUUACUCCUCGGAGUCCAAUACCAUCGGCAGCAGCGCCUUCAGCAAGAUCAAGAACCAGGAUGCCGCCGAGCGGGGCGACACGCAAAUUCACCUUGAAAACCUCUACGCCGCCAACCAGGAGGUACACUACCAGUCUGCCGUUGCGACGACAACCACGCCGGAGCCGGUCCGCAUGCUGGUUGACCACAAGGACAAGGACAGCGGCUCCGAGGUCAGCUUGACGGAGCCAUCGCCAUAUCAAACCGACAGGAACGGAAUCCGGGUUCAUACGAAGUGGUCCAUCUCCCACAACUAA
Dichotomopilus funicola is the source of this 1143-nucleotide messenger RNA. RefSeq lists its product as uncharacterized. The record is from RefSeq and is a predicted model, not a curated record. The coding region runs from base 1 to 1143 and encodes 380 amino acids. The transcript has 3 exons. Lineage: Eukaryota; Fungi; Ascomycota; Sordariomycetes; Sordariales; Chaetomiaceae.